UAUCAAAGCCCCCAAAUAAGUUAGAAUGGGCCAGGGCUGGCCAUAUCGUGCACACCUUUUCCAUUCGCUAAUUAGGUCCUGCCUCUCUGGGACAGAAGACUCUCUGGCUGGCAGAGCAAGGGCUUUGUACUGACACCCGGGACCGCCAUGAAGUUGCUCCAAGGGACCGUCCUCUUCCUCUCUUUGUGCAGCCUCUGCUAUAGUCAAGAAAGCCAGGUUUCUGAAAAACCUUUGAUGACAACUGUACAGUCUACAAUCGUAGUUCCCAAAUCUCCAUCUCCAUCAAGUGAAAAAAUACUUGAGAGUGUUCCAACUGCAAUGAUCACACAGGGAAAACUGAAAACCACAGAAGCAACAACAUCCCCAAAAACAUCUUCUUCAUUGAUAUACUCAACCUCAACAAACACUGAAAUACUAAAAGAACUAUCGUCAACGCCUAUGAUUGCUACAAGCUCCUCACCUAGCUCAGCAGUGGCAAAAACAGCAAGAGGAGCCCCCCAAAAUGACACCUCAAGUGAUGUGUCCAGUACUGCAAGCCCACAAGUUUCCACUCACCAACUUCAGACUACUGUGUCAAUUAAACAGAGCAGCCAACAGAACAAUAUCAUUUUGAAAUCUCCAACAGAAAAGCCAGAUGAGACUUUAAAAUUUAUUACCACACCCCCCAUCAAAGACCAGGGAAGCACCAGAGACUCUGGCACCACAAGCUCCCUUCUUAUCAACUCCUCUUAUUCAAGUGUGAUUUUGCCUGUCGUUAUUGCUCUGAUAGCAAUAACACUCUCAAUAUUCAUUCUGGUAGGACUGUACCGAAUGUGUUGGAAAACAGACCCAGGUACACCAGAUAAUGGAACUGACCAGCCCCAAUCAGAUAAAGAAAGUGUUAAACUUCUCACUGUCAAGACAAUUUCUCCUGAGACCAGUGAGCAGUCUGCUCAAGGAAAAAAUAAAAACUGACAACCUGAGGAGCUCUCUCCAUACUUCAGCCAAUAAAUAUGUGUGAAAAUGCAGAUUGCUACAUGUGACAAGAGAUUCCCUUGAAGAUCAAGUUUCAGCUAUGGACUGUUUAUUCUAAGGACUAUCAUAUCACAGGCUGAUGAACCAACUGGCAACAUUCCCUCUUUCUCUUAAGUUUAAGAUAUUUACAAUUAUUCAGCCUUGGAGACUUUUGUUUUCUCAGUGGCUUUUUAUUACCUUGUGAUCAUAUUUAUUUUUUUAUGUUAAAGAAGGAACUUUUCCAAAUCUCUUUUUUUAUUGUCAUUGCCACUGUGUACAUAACAAGUGUUUUAUUCAGUUUUUUCAUAUACCAGAAACAUAUUUUUCACAUAUCAGAAGUAUGUAUAUAUCCUUUUUAUUGUGCUUUUAAUAAAUAAUGACUUUCUCAAAA
Messenger RNA from Monodelphis domestica (gray short-tailed opossum), 1384 nucleotides. It is a transcript of the gene EMCN, whose product is annotated as endomucin. Lineage: Eukaryota; Metazoa; Chordata; Mammalia; Didelphimorphia; Didelphidae. The record is from RefSeq and is a predicted model, not a curated record.